Symbiodinium sp. CCMP2456 is the source of this 2076-nucleotide messenger RNA. Lineage: Eukaryota; Dinophyceae; Suessiales; Symbiodiniaceae. The record is from the annotation of a GenBank genome assembly.
AUGGCCGAGGCUGAUGAUGAUUAUGAGGAAGUCUCGGAUGGACCCGAACCUGAACGGCCGGAUUCUCCUUCGGAUCGCGCUGGCGCCGUGCAGGUUGGGGGGUUGCGAACUUACGCCCCUCUCAGUACCGGGUCAGAUGACGACUCCGAGUCAGAGAGAGAAAGGAAGGAUCCGGAGAGAGGUGUCCGGAAACUCCUCCUCGACAUCAGCAGCAGGCUCAUGACAGAUGCGGACAUGGAGACUCCCGAGGACUUCGACGAAGAAAGAAGCAAAGCCUGUCUCGGUACGCUGGAAGACAGGGCUUUCCUCGCCAGCAUGGUGCAUCGAUUUGCGCGCGAUGAUCUCAAAAGUGACGGCGAUGGUGUCGAAGCGGCUAUACGGAUGCACAUCCACACUGUCGCUGUCUGGAAGAAGUGGGUUUAUGCCAUACUGACGUGUGGUGCUUGGGUGUUUCUUCGACCUCCCGAUGACACCGGAGUCCUUAUCCUGACGAAGAAGGGCCGCCUGAUCACGUAUGGCAAGAAACAGCAGGCUGAUCCGAACAGUGUGGGAGGCUUCUUGUUCCAGGCUUUAAUGCUGUUCUUUGCCUUGGCUCUGGCCAUCACUCUGAUCGGUGCAGCACAAGGUUCAGGAGCGGAGAUCUUCUCUCUGAUGGACGAAGUCAACUACCAAAUGGCCUGUUGGGUAACCCUCAUCAUCGCAGCUCUGCUGUUUGCUCUCUACCUUUUCUCCCAUCGUCCACGCCUCGACUGCGGAUCCUCUUACCGGCAACACUUCGCAGUGAGCGAUCUGUGUGCCGCAGUAUAUGCCAGAGAGGAUUAUGGUGGCUUCUGUGGUCGCCGGAAGCGCGGAGAACUGAAGCUGGAAUUCACGAAGUACUAUCCUGAUGAAGUGAGCUUGGCCACGGGCCUGCCGCGAACAGCACCGAAUGCCAACUGCGUCGGCCCUGCGUCUGCGCUGCCUACAGCCAUGGCAGGCGACUCGGCAUCCGUGCUUCAAGAGAAAUCUCGAGCGGCCGAGGAGCAGGCCAAGGGAGGCGGACCGAAGCACCUACUUGGCAGUCGGACAGCCACGCUUCUGGGCGUUUUGGGUACGCUGGGGGCCCUCUACGAGUACCUCGCAAUGUUGAACUUCUCGGUGCACCUGAUGCCGGUCUGCACGACGAAGCGAAAAGGUUGCAGCUGGAAAGUGGACAACGAUCAGUUCUAUGGCAAAAAGGCCUAUGCGGAGGGCGCUCUGGUUCCAUCAGAUCCCGAGUCUGCCAACUGUGUCGAUGGCCAGCGGUUUUGCGACUACUACUGGAGGCAUUCGGACUACUGUAGCCCAGAUCAGGCAGAAUACCAGCAAGCAUCUGCAGCCGUGGAGUGUGAGCAGCUUCCUACGCUGUUCAACCUGCUGAAGGAAGUGCCGCUCUACACCUCCGUCGCCACGACCAAGGACGUGAAGUACGUCACGCAGGACAGCGGGAUGAUUCCAACGGUGUCAUCUCCACGCUUCUUCCGUGGCGGAGACUCCUUCAUACCGAAGGGCAUGGAACUGAGGAAGGUUGGCAGUUUGACCGAAGUGAAUGCACUUCUGGCAAAACACUUGCCCAUCGACUUUGAGCAGGUGGAGGCCGCGUGCCACGGCGGCCCGGAUGGCUUCGUCUAUGUAGACCUCAUCCGGGAGCCGGAAGUGGAGCCACUUUUCCAGGCGGACUGUGAAGAGCUGCAGCAGGUAUGCUUGGCAGAGACCUGGUCGCCGGAGACCAAUGGCUGGUGGCCUCCAAACCGGUGGCUUGACCUGCGCUUCGAGCGGGCCCUGUGCCUGUACGAAAGCUUGCCGGUGCUGCUUUCCAACGGCGGCCACCGAGUCUGGCGGGACGUGGGAGGCGCCGAUCUGGAGGGCUUCGGCGAGGGCUGCCACGGGGAGCCGCUUUUAAAAGGCACCGCCGAGAGCCUCCGGAGCUGCGAGCUGCUCUGCGAGGCGGAAACCGGCUGCAACUACGCCUUCUAUGGAGAGAGCGACAUUAUCGAGGAUAGCGGUCAAAGAUAUAACUGCAUCCUCUACGCCGCCUGUCCUGUGGUGGACGUGCCG